AUGACCCUACUUACGAUUGUCACGCUGGCAUUGGCAGCUCCACUGCCGUCGGAUGACUUGGUCAGCAAGGCCAUCCACCGGAGCACUUGCGGUGACGUGCCUGGGCAGAAGACGCCUCUGGGCACUGUGGGUAUCAUAAACUGCCCGAAUGGAUGCAGACGCAGCCUGCAAGACGUCGUCACCGUUCACCAGCUCGAGAGCAGAGCGGAUGACGAGAGCGCAAGCACCAGCGGCGCAGCUGAGAAUAGCGAACCUCUUCACCAACCAGCGAAUCCUCCUGCAGAAGUGACGUGGCACCCUCCAACUUUGCAGGGCAUUACCAACGUCCACGCUCAAAAGGACAUCACCGAGGCGGUCGCUGAUUUCGCCGCAGCCGAGCCCGAAAUUGCUGCGAUGCACAUCACGCACGUAGAGCCGGACGAGAAUAACAAGUACAAAGUCACUGCAAAGGUGCUCGAUACUAAUCGAUUGGUAGACAACAUUCGCGCGGUGCUGUCCGUAGCAUCGACCCACCCGUUGAUCUGAACCGUCGCUGCUGCUCACUCGUGCUCCCACGCACACGCCCACGUUCACACCAUUCUCUUGAUCCUUGUAAAGUGUUUACUACACGCAGAGUCUCAGAACGCAGUACUACAUAACAUCGAGAAAGGGGCAAGUGAUCGGAGAAUUACGUGACGUGUCGAUUCUGACGAGUGCGCGGUAUUGAAGGAGCUGGUCGUACCUUUAAAGCGGGACGCG
Messenger RNA from Ceraceosorus guamensis, 738 nucleotides. RefSeq lists its product as hypothetical. Lineage: Eukaryota; Fungi; Basidiomycota; Exobasidiomycetes; Ceraceosorales; Ceraceosoraceae. The coding region runs from base 1 to 525 and encodes 174 amino acids. The record is from RefSeq and is a predicted model, not a curated record. The transcript is spliced from 2 exons.